ACCUCAGUGGACCAACAAUGGGCCCUCCGCCCAGGCAGGCCUCGCAACAUCUUCCAUCACCCUCAACCGGGCGAGCCAUGGCCAGUGCAUCUGACCCUUAGAACUCCAUAACUGCACCACGAAAUCUUGAUCGGAGCGAGUUGAGUCUCUGCUCACAAUGGCCGCUACGCUGGGGCUGGGCCCUCGCCCGUUCGUGCACGGCCACGCGCUGGCAAGUCUCAACGGCCGCUUCGUCAAGUCCGCGCCUCGACAUGCGACGCCUCUCCUCGCCCACGCACGAUGCCCUGGCCGUGCGCCUUGCGCCGCGCGCAACUUCUCCUCCCGCCCUGGCAAGCGACCGCGCUUCUCCCAGCGCCUAAGCGAAGCCCUCCGCAACAGCAAGAUCCAAUGGUACCAAAUCCCCGUCGGGCUGGGCAUUGGUUUUCUCGGCCUGUUGCAGUUCUACAAGGUCUCCGCCCGGGAGCAGGAGAAGAGACGUGCGGAGCAAGAGGGCGAAGUUCCCGGCGGGCAGCCCAAGCCGCGCCCGCGGGUGCGUCCGGAGGGUCCAUGGCAGGUUCAAGUCAUGUCAACUUUGCCUCUGAAAGCCAUCUCGCGGUUGUGGGGCAAGUUUAACGAGCUCACAAUCCCAUACUAUCUGCGCGUGCCUGGCUUCAAGCUCUACUCCUUCAUAUUCGGCGUCAACCUCGACGAAGUGGCCGAACCCGACCUCCACGUAUACCCCAAUUUGGCCGCAUUCUUCUAUCGAACCCUCAAACCCGGCGUUCGCCCGCUUGAUCCUGACACCAAUGCGCUAGUAUCUCCUGCUGACGGCAAAAUCCUUCAAUAUGGCCGGAUUGAAGGCGGUGAUAUCGAGCAGGUCAAGGGCAUGACGUACAGCAUUGAUGCGCUGCUCGGGAAGAAUACACCGACUUCCAGUAUUCGAAGUGGCUCCUCUGGCCACAGCCAGCUCGAGCCGAGCCAUCGCGAGCGCCACGGUGACGAAGAGAUUAUCAAACAAGAGGAGGAGUUUGCCAAGGUCAAUGGCAUUUCGUACACGCUGCCUGAUCUGUUGUCCGGCCCGAGCCACGGUAAAGCGGAUCAUGCCGCAACGGACGAGUCGACCGAGGUUUCGCAGCGCGCAGUCUCUGAAGUUCGCGCCGAGCUAGCCCUGGGGGAGAAGCCGUGGUAUGAUAUUCUCUCCGAGGACAAGGCCAGCGCCCUGUACUACGCCGUCAUUUACCUGGCUCCGGGCGAUUACCACCGCUUCCACUCUCCAACCAACUGGGUCGUGGAGCGGAGACGACACUUUGCCGGGGAACUGUACAGCGUUUCCCCAUAUCUACAGCGGACGCUGCCCGGUCUGUUCACUUUGAACGAACGCGUUGUGUUGCUUGGCCGCUGGCGGUAUGGCUUCUUCAGUUAUAUACCUGUCGGCGCCACCAACGUUGGCUCUAUCAAGGUCAACUUUGACCGCGAGCUACGCACCAACAGCCUGACGACAGACACAGCGGCCGACCACGCCGCCGACGAGGCAGCGAAGCGCGGCGAGCCGUACCUUGGGUUUUCAGAAGCUACGUACGAGGGGGCCAGCACGGUCCUGCAUGGCCACGCGCUGAGGAGAGGUGACGAGAUGGGAGGGUUCCAGCUCGGCAGCACCAUUGUCCUCGUUUUUGAGGCACCACGGGAGAGGCACGAAGAGCACAAACCGGUGUCGGGGUGGGAGUGGUGUGUUGAGAAAGGACAAAAGAUACGUAUGGGCCAGGCACUGGGACGUAUCUUGCCGGAAUAGCGUCCGCGGCACGGGGUACGGCUCUGGGCGCGAAGGAAGAGGUGGGACUUGCAUCACGUCUUGGCGAGAUGGGCCGGGCAUUGUACAUGUAUUAUAUCCAACUCGUUUGUCACGAUCCCUACCCGUUGGGUCGAUGUCGGGGUGUCGACCAACCCUUGGAAAUGGACUGGUCGUCUUCAUCAUGACGCACUUGAACGAACGAAGAACGCAUAUGAACAGUAGUUGAUCAUUCAAACGUAUA
This is a messenger RNA of Purpureocillium takamizusanense, 2009 nucleotides long. It is a transcript of the gene PSD1, whose product is annotated as Phosphatidylserine decarboxylase. The transcript is spliced from 2 exons. Gene Ontology annotation, biological process: phosphatidylethanolamine biosynthetic process. The coding region runs from base 158 to 1768 and encodes 536 amino acids. Gene Ontology annotation, molecular function: phosphatidylserine decarboxylase activity. NCBI's taxonomy places the organism in Eukaryota, Fungi, Ascomycota, Sordariomycetes, Hypocreales, Ophiocordycipitaceae. Gene Ontology annotation, cellular component: mitochondrion. The record is from RefSeq and is a predicted model, not a curated record.